AAAACCGGAAGUAAAACCAUUUCUCUACAGAGGUGAAAGAGUGGCGUGUUUGAGAUAAAACAAGUACCUGCUGAGCAACAAUUGUCGCACAUCCAUAUUAUGACCAGCUACAUAGAAAUAAACUAACUAAUAAAGCGAAUGGUACAAGCGAUUUAAGCACAUUCAUUAUGGGAGAUGAAAACAUAGAUUACAACAUCGUAUUUCCAGAGUCCUUCGUUACGGAAAGGCACUGGCAAGGAUCAAAGGAGCCAGUGGUCAUCCUCCUAGGUUGGGGUGGCUGCAAAGACAAACACCUGACAAAGUACAGCUCACUUUACAAUGAACGGGGUUGCAUUACAGUUCGUUACACAGCUCCCUUGAAGACCGUUUUUAUUUCAGAGUCGUUUGGCUAUAAAGAGUUGAACACCACUGCCCACAAACUGCUGGAACUCCUAUAUGAUUAUGAGGUGGAGAACAACCCCAUAUUCUUCCAUAUUUUCAGCAACGGGGGCUUCAUGUUGUACCGGUAUAUGGCUGAGCUCUUGCACAGUCACAGUCGCUUUAGCACCCUCAAGGUGGUGGGCGCUGUGGUAGACAGCGGCCCUGGAAGCCAAAACUUGCGAGGGGCCUUGCGGGCCAUCACGGCCGCAUUGGGACCCAACAUCAACGUAGUGCUGCUCUACUUCUUCCUGGGGCUCUUUGGCUUCAUGGUAUUCCUGCUGAGAAUCGUGCUGUACUCCAUAACCAAGUACAUUCACAAGAACCACUACGACGCGAUGCGAGACCAGCCGUCCGCCUGGCCCCAGCUGUACCUCUACUCCCGGGCGGACAAGGUGAUCCGGCAUAGGGAUGUGGAGCAGAUGGUGAAGGCCGUUCAGGAGAAGGGCGUUACGGUGGACAGUUUUGAUUUUGGCACCUCGGCCCACGUCAGCCACUUCCGUGACUACCCGGAGGAGUACUCCAGCCGAUGCCUGGCCUUCCUGAUGAGAUGCAUGCCGCCAACUGCCGGGAGCCAGAAGAAACAGCGUAUCACCGUGGCAACCUAAGUCGCCCUUACCCUAUGUGUGAACCCGAUGAGUUUAAUAUUCUCAAUGAGCCUUGCUAUGGAUCACAGCCCUGAGCUUAUGUGCCAUUUUCAAGGGUGGGUAAAUUUACUGUGAUGUCCAGCCUCCUGAACAAUUGACUUUUUUGGAGGGAGAUUUCAGAGCAUACACUGUAAUUAAAUAAUCAAAGAAUGACUGAUAAUUAUAUUUCCAUUAAGAUUUUUUAGUGUACUUCCAAAAAUUCCAAGUGAACUGGUUCUUAAACAUCGGCUUUGUGCCAAGGUCUCCAGGCAGAGGAUGGUAUAGUUGCAUGCACCUCCUUGAAUAGAAAGACUUGAGUCACAUUUGUGCGUAUAGUGUGAAUUUAGGGUUAUACACUCAGUGAGCACUUUAUUAGGUAUUUAUUAGACUUAUUGGUAUUUGCUGCGGAACCCGAUCCACUUAAGAGGUUUCAUAUGUUGUGUGUUCAGAGAUGCUCUUCUACAUACCACUGUUCUAAUGUGUUUUAUUUGGGUUACCGUCACCUUCCUGUCAGCUUUGACCAGUCUGGCUCUUCUCCACUGACCUCUCUCAUUAACUAGGUGUUUCUGCCCCCAGGAGAUCAGCUAUUUCUGAGAUAUUCAAACCACCCUGUCUGGCACCAACAACCAUUCCAUGGUCAAAUUCAGUUAGAUCACAUUUCUUCCCCAUUCUGAUAUUUAGUCUGAAAAACAGCUGAACUUCUUGACCAUGUCUGCAUGCUUUUAUGCAUUUAGUUGCUGCCACAUGAUUGGCUGGUUAAAUAUUUGCAUUAACAAGCUGGUGUACAGUCUACCUAAUAAAAUGCUCAGUGAGUGUAAGUACAGCAGUCUAGGUUUUCAAAAUGUUAAAGGAAUUCUUGUGAAUCUACUGUAAAGUUACUUGUAUGAAUGUUUUACUGUAAAAACACAUCUCUGAAAGUUCUGUUGUCAGGACUGAAGUGGAUCAAUUGUGACUUAAGGUGAUAAAUGCCUGUAUAUCAGCACAUAAUAGUUGUUAUUGUGGAAUGAAGUUUGAAGGUAAUCUAAAAACUCUUUGUAAAAGCAUUUAUUUAAAAGAAAUUGUGAGAUAUCAUAAGAAUCAGAGAGACUGAUUUAAUUUUGUUCUGCAUUUUAUUUGAUUAAUUGAUGUGCCUUCUGAAAAUAAAGUUUUAUUAUUGUGUUGUAAACAAAGUAAAUAUUUGUAUUUGAAAAAGACGAUACAUUUUGUGUUCUUAACACUAGGAUUCUUUUUGUUUCAGUAUUCAGCAAAUGGAUGUUGUAUGAAUGAGGCCACAAAAGUUAAAAUAUAAUAUAAAAUAUAAUUUCAUAUGUAAUUGAAUCAAUACUCAAUAGCAACUAUCUAAAAUGUCUUAAAAUGGUUACCAAGGUUCAUAAACACAAUAAAGUGCAUUAACUUCAGUGUAUAAAUUAAACCUUAUCAAAGAGAACUAGAAAACUGUUAAA
Messenger RNA from Conger conger (European conger), 2485 nucleotides. RefSeq names its product transmembrane protein 53 (gene tmem53). The transcript has 3 exons. NCBI's taxonomy places the organism in Eukaryota, Metazoa, Chordata, Actinopteri, Anguilliformes, Congridae. The coding region runs from base 168 to 1025 and encodes 285 amino acids. The record is from RefSeq and is a predicted model, not a curated record.